Messenger RNA from Pochonia chlamydosporia 170, 1476 nucleotides. RefSeq names its product catalase. Gene Ontology annotation, molecular function: catalase activity; heme binding. Gene Ontology annotation, cellular component: mitochondrion; peroxisome; cytoplasm. Lineage: Eukaryota; Fungi; Ascomycota; Sordariomycetes; Hypocreales; Clavicipitaceae. Gene Ontology annotation, biological process: response to hydrogen peroxide; hydrogen peroxide catabolic process. The record is from RefSeq and is a predicted model, not a curated record. The transcript is spliced from 7 exons. The coding region runs from base 1 to 1476 and encodes 491 amino acids.
AUGUCUAAACCAGUAUUUACACUGGCCGAAGGUCAGCCCCUUUCAGACCCUUCCGUCAGUACGACACUACCCAUCUUUGGCGGCGGGAGCUUGACGACCUUGGGCGAUACUCUUCUUCUCGAGACUUUGGCUCAUUUUAACCGAGAACGAAUUCCAGAACGUGUUGUCCAUGCUAAAGCAACCGGCGCAUGGGGUGAAUUCGAAGUAACCAACAAGAACAUCUCUGCUUUAACCUCAGCCAAAUUCCUCAGCCAUCCCGGCAAAAAGACAAAGGUCCUCUUUCGCCUCAGCACAGUUGGUGGCGAGAAAGGAAGUGCAGAUACAGUCCGUGAUGUACGGGGCUUUGCGGUCAAGUUUUUUACCGAGGAAGGCAAUUUUGAUAUUGUUGGCAACGACAUUCCUGUAUUUUUUGUUCGCGAUCCAGUGCGCUUUCCUUCUUUGAAUAGGAGUCAUAAGAAACAUCCUGCUACUAACAGACCAGACUGGACCAUGUUUUGGGAUUUCCAUGUCAACCAGCCGGAGAGUGUCCAUGCUCUAAUGCACCUCUUCGGUAAGCGUGGAAUGCCAGACUCUAUCCGUAGAGUCAACGGUUUUGGUGUUCAUACAUUCAAGAUUAUCGACGAUAAGGGAGAUUUUAAAUAUUGCAAGUUUCACUUCCGUCCUGUUCAAGGCAUUGGGCAUUUGUCCAACCAAGAAGCAGAGAGAAUGGCCGGCGCGGACCCUGAUUUUCAUACCAAAGAUCUGUGGGAUGCGAUAUCACAUGGAAAGUUCCCGGUGUGGAAGCUAUACAUGCAGGUGAUGGAACCUAGUCAGUCCGAAAAGCUUGGCCGGAUGGUGUUUGACAUCACCAAAGUUUGGCCGCAUAAGGAGUUUCCUCUGAUUGAAGUUGGCCAAAUGACACUUAAUCAAAAUCCAAAGAACUUCUUUGCCGAAAUUGAACAGGCUGCGUUCUCACCGUCCAAUCUUGUUCCUGGCAUUGCACCGACUCCAGACCCGAUGUUCCAGGCUCGUAUGUUUGCGUACCCUGAUGCCCAGCGUUAUCGUCUCGGUGUAAAUUACGCACAAUUACCCCCGAAUCGGCCGAUUGCUGCUGUCUACGCACCGUUCGAGCGUGAUGGCAGAGCGACGACAACAAACUACGGAGGGGACCCAAACUAUGUUCGUAGUACUCUGAGCCCAGGUGUAAUUUCGAGAUCUUCUACCACGCAAGUACGGCACCUGGAGCGAGUUCAUCCUACUGCUACAUUGGGAUUGAACGAACUGCCAGUGACAGAUGAGGACUUUGAACAGCCUAGAGUUUUGUGGCAGAAGGUUUUUGAUGAGAAGGAAAGGGCGCUUUGGGUUUCAACUGUUAGUGAGACCUUGGAGAAUGUGCCUGCUCCGUUGAGAGAGGCAGUUCGUGCCAUGUUUAGCCAGGUAGAUCCUGAGAUUGGACAGCUUCUGUCCGUCAAAGACAGAGAGAACUCACACCUGUAA